UCCUAAUGUGUGGUGCGUCACUCAAAGAAGGCUUGUUAAUAACGUGUGAAUAUUGUUUAAGUAUACUCUGUAAGGUUAAUCGUUAAUGGAAGUGGAAAUAUAAUCAUGAUGUCAAAUUGGAACCAAAAUACCAGAAUGACCUCUACGACGGCAGGUGCAUGUCCUCUCUACACAAUGGGUAGACCACAAAGCAAACCUCUUCUUUCGGUGGACAGUAAUUGCGUGACCAAGAAUGGAGUAUCGUCGAGUAGAAGCUUCAGCACAAUGGGUAUAGGAAUUAUCGGCACUAUUCUACAAAGGGUGGCCAAUAUAUUCAUACCUAAUGUAACACAGAUGAAUACAUUGGAAAUAAACAAACAGUCACUAUCGGCUCCGGAUAUAUUUGUCGAUAUUAGCAUUAAUACACCGAUCUUCGAAGCUGCCCAUGGAAAAACUAAGCUUACGAUUCCAGAAGACGAAGCUAACUGUGAUCAAACUAAAUCUCUUACCGUUGGAAAUCCUCCUUUUGACUGGUGUCCAAUUAGAGAUGAAGUGGAUGCGAUGAGGAGUACUGACCGCGAAGAAUUGGGAAAGAAUAGAAAGAGAGUGAAGGCUGUAUGUAAUCAAGAAGCAUCUUCUAGUAUGAGCGAGCAUAGUUCCAUUAGGACACGGAGGGCCGUUGAUAGGUCACUUAAUGUAUACUCUAAACCAAAAGGAUGCUACAAAAAUCGCAAGGAAAAGGAUCGAUAUAAUCUGCUGAUUGAUAUAAUGGAAGAUGUUCGACAUAUUUCCGACGAUAAUGAAUUCGAUUCAGAAACAGAAAAUAACAAUCCUGUUCAAAGCCUUGGCUAUGAAAUAAGAAAUAGUAUCUGUUCGAUUUCGUUCUCGGCUAAGAACAUGACCGGUGUUCUAGAUCUAUCAGAAAAAUCAUUUCCCGCCAUCUGUUCACCGAUUCAAGAAGAUCGCAAUUGCGUGGUUCCGGGUGAUAAGCGCGAAAGUCGACCAUCGGAGAGUGAUAGCGAGAAUAGUUUUGUUAUUUUUUCGGAAAAUGUGCAAAUGACAACUCCAUCUGCAAGCCCCCCCAUGAGGAGGGAUCUCUGUUCAACGAUUAAUAACUUCUUCACCCCGUCAAUGUUAGAGAGACGACAGCGACAGAGACAAGUGUCGGAGUGCAGCGAUGAUAGUAUCGUGUUUUGCUACGAAAGCGAUCAAGAAGAAAAUGUCUGUCAACAUGAAACGGAUCUUGAUUCGGAUGACGACUCUGAAGAAGAAACAGAUGAAAACAGUUGCAAAGACGAUAGCGAAGACACCAUAUCACAUCAACCGGACUCCGGUUUUGAAGAGAGAAAGGUACAAUUCAAUCUCAAACCAGAGGUGCACGUGAUGAGGACAUGGGACUUCGCCUACCGCCAAGCGCGAAAAGGAGAGUGGGAAAUGGCUGCGAGAGACCGCGAACGAUUCAAAAAACGAAUUCAUGAAACAGAGGACGUUCUUAGCAGAGUGUUCAAUAAAAAUGUGCGUGAUAGAGUGUAUCUGGAAAGAUUUAACUACGAGUAUGAAUAUUCUCUUAAUAAGGAUUCAAUGUUGAGCUCCCAGAAUUUUAUUAGACGUUAGUCAAAUUAUGUUGUCUCUGGUCUCUGUCUAAUGACCAUUUGCUAGCAAGGGAAUAUAAUGCAAAUAUGUAAAAAGUGUGGAAUAAACUAUGCAUACCUUUUAAGAAAUUAUUAUAUUUCUGCUUAUUGAGUUGUUAUAA
Messenger RNA from Ochlerotatus camptorhynchus, 1732 nucleotides. It is a transcript of the gene PPP1R15, whose product is annotated as Protein phosphatase 1 regulatory subunit 15. Gene Ontology annotation, cellular component: endoplasmic reticulum; protein phosphatase type 1 complex. The coding region runs from base 106 to 1593 and encodes 495 amino acids. NCBI's taxonomy places the organism in Eukaryota, Metazoa, Arthropoda, Insecta, Diptera, Culicidae. The transcript is spliced from 2 exons. The record is from RefSeq and is a predicted model, not a curated record. Gene Ontology annotation, biological process: response to endoplasmic reticulum stress. Gene Ontology annotation, molecular function: protein phosphatase regulator activity.